AUGUGUGACAACAUCCCGCCAUGGAAUAUCGUCCACAAGUUGGAGAAGCGUCGGCUUCUCAUCGCGAUCAACUGUAUUGCGGCGCUGUCAAUUCUGUUCUUUGGAUAUGAUCAAGGAAUGAUGUCGGGCGUGAAUAACGCAGAUGACUAUAUCAACCUCAUGAAAUUCGGAUAUACAACAACGGAGAAUGGCGAGACAACGGUAGUCACCACCAACUCACUGCUAAAGGGCGGAAUUGUUGCCGUGUAUUACUUGGGAAGUCUUUUCGGUGCUUUGUUUGGUGGCUGGCUAGGUGACCGGAUAGGUCGAAUCAAGUCCAUUGCUGUUGGUACAAUCUGGGCUAUCGUGGGUGCGAGUCUGCAGUGCUCAGCCCAGAACCAUGAUUGGAUGAUAUGUGCCCGUUUCGUCAACGGUAUUGGUACUGGAAUUCUGAAUGCGAUUGUCCCCGUCUGGGCAACAGAGACGGCGGAGCAUACCUCGCGAGGUCAAUUCAUCGCGAUUGAAUUCACCUUGAAUAUUUUUGGUGUUGUGUUGGCUUACUGGCUAGAGUUCGGCCUGUCUUUCAUAGAUGGAGGGAAGUCUCCCUUCCGCUGGAGAUUUCCAAUCGGUUUCCAGAUUAUUUUCCUUGUGAUCCUGUUUUUCGCUGUCUGGUUCUUCCCCGAGUCUCCUCGCUGGCUUGUAAAGGUCGGUCGAGAGCAAGAAGCCCGGUAUAUCUUGCAACGUCUGCGUGGAAGUAGCCAAGAAGAUUUGGUCAGGGCAGAGGCGGAGUUCCUUGAUGUCCAGAAUAUCGCCGAGAUGGAAAAGACCAUCGUCCACGGCAACUCGUACCUCUCAAUGCUGUUUGGGUACAAAUCAGGAGACUUGCAUAUCGGUCGUCGCGUGCAACUGGUCAUUUGGUUGCAGAUCAUGCAGGAGUGGGUUGGAAUUGCAGGUGUUACCGUUUACGCUCCGACGAUUUUCACUAUUGCAGGAUUUGAUUCGAUGAAGAGUCAGUGGAUUAGCGGUUUGAAUAAUAUUUUCUACAUGUUCGCCACACUGGUCUGCGUAUUCACUCUGGAUCGCAUUGGUCGUCGAUGGACCUUAUACUGGGGCUCAGUAGUCCAGGGCAUUGCAAUGUUCCUAGCAGGUGGUUUCUCUCGUCUCGCUAUAAACGCCAAAGCAGCUGGGAAUACUACCCACUCGUCUUCAUAUGGUGCGGCUGCAGCCUCGAUGAUUUUUAUCUUCACUUCGACAUUCGGUGCGACGUGGUUGACGGUACCUUGGUUAUACCCUGCUGAGAUCUUUCCGCUGGCGGUGCGGGCGCGUGGAAAUGCCUGGGGUGUCGUUGGAUGGAGUAUUGGAAAUGGUUGGCUGACGCUUUUGUGUCCUGUCAUGUUCGAUGCCAUUGAUGAAAAGACAUUGUAUAUCUUCGCUGCCAGCAACGUCAUCACCAUUCCGAUGGUCUGGGCUUUGUAUCCCGAGAGUAACCAGCGAACACUGGAGGAUAUGGAUCUUUUGUUCGCGGCCAAGACGCCGUGGACGUGGGAUGCGGAGAAGACUUUCGCUCGUCUCAAAGCUGAAAAUCCCGGUAUGGUGCAGGCUGUUGCUGGGAAGGGUAGCGUGAUGGAUCCUGAAACGGGCAAGGUCCAAGAACCCAAAUCAAAUCCCCCAGAAUCAGAAUCAGAAUCACCAGACUCACCUCAAACCAAAUCCCCAAAAUCACCAAAACAACUUGAACUCUCAAACACCCAACUCCAACAAAAAUACCUCCACCGAAUCUCCCUCCAUCCAACACUCACACCCUACCGCCGCCGCGUCUAUCGAGUCCUUCUCUCCGUACCACCAGGUCGCUGGACUACAUACUCGGCCAUGGCAACGUACCUAAACUCCAGCGCGCGAGCGGUGGGGAAUGCGAUGCGCACGAAUCCUUUCGCACCUGAGGUUCCUUGUCACCGUGUCCUUGCGGCGGGUGGAUCGUUGGGUGGAUAUAAAGGGGAGGGAUUUGUGAAGAAGGAUAUUGGGGUUGGUUCGUUUCGGGAUGAGAAGAGGAUAAGGUUGAAAGAGGAGGGGGUUGGGUUUGAUUCUAUGGGGAAAGCGACGGGGAUUUGUUUUACGGAGUUUAAGGAUCUUGGGGGUAAGAAAUGA
Penicillium malachiteum is the source of this 2124-nucleotide messenger RNA. RefSeq lists its product as uncharacterized. The record is from RefSeq and is a predicted model, not a curated record. The coding region runs from base 1 to 2124 and encodes 707 amino acids. Gene Ontology annotation, cellular component: membrane. Gene Ontology annotation, biological process: transmembrane transport; DNA repair; carbohydrate transport. Gene Ontology annotation, molecular function: methylated-DNA-[protein]-cysteine S-methyltransferase activity; carbohydrate:proton symporter activity. The transcript is spliced from 6 exons. Lineage: Eukaryota; Fungi; Ascomycota; Eurotiomycetes; Eurotiales; Aspergillaceae.